Molecule: messenger RNA, 1670 nt
Organism: Lates calcarifer (barramundi perch)
Lineage: Eukaryota; Metazoa; Chordata; Actinopteri; Centropomidae
Exons: 8
Coding region: 640-1506 (288 amino acids)
Source: RefSeq, a predicted model, not a curated record
CUGUUUUACACACCUAUCGUUACCUGAGUUACCAUAGAAACAGAAAUGUGGCGCUCCAGUUGUUUUAGUGUAAUGUAACUGAGUCAGGGCUGUAACUGUUACAGAGCGUUUAGUCCUGAGACUCUGCAGGUUCCAUCAGCUCAGACUGUCUCUGUUACUGUGGAGGGAAACCUCAGUCUGAACAGGUAGGACAGGUGAACUUAUCAGGAGUUUACAGACACAUUAAAACUCAUUCUUAUUUUCAACAGCAGGAUCUGUCAGAGCUGCAACAGCUGUUGGAUCAACAGGAAAUGAAUGUGCAGAUAUUUAGAUCAUCAUCCACACAGUGGUUUUCUACAGGGAGGCUGUAGACACAGAGACAGUGUCAGAGAAACUCAGUGGAUCUCAGUCCUUCUGUGUGUCAGUCAAUGAAAUGGUCGUCCAUGCAUCGAGUGUGAGCUGAGCUGCUGUUGACUGCAGCUCCAUGACUCCAUCUAGUGGACUGAUAGUAGAAGUAGAGCAGCUGAUGGCAGCUUCCUCUGCCUCACUGCUGUCUGACUGCAUUCAACUGACACUGAUAUGAAAGAGGAAAGAAGAAGAUCAGUGGAGGAGCAGCUGAGAUUUCUCCAGGAGAAAUGAUUGGAGUUGAUGAGCAGAUGAAUGAUUAGUGUUUUGUGUUUUCUCAGCAUGAGUGAUGAGGACAGAGAGGAGGGAGUCCCUCCCUCUAAAACCACUCUGUGUGGGGAACAUGAGAGCCAGACCAAAGCUCAGAGCCCAGAGCAGCAGCACUCACCACACUCCGCUGGACCUGGACCUGGACCUGGACCUGGACCCAGCUGUUUGUCCAUGAAGAGCAACAAGUCAAUUGAUAUUCCUCUUCAUUUCAGACAGUCUGUUGAUAGAAGUUUCAGGAUCCAGCAGCAGAGACCAGACUCUCCUGGACCCAGCUGUCUGUCUUUAAAGAGCAACGACUCAAAGAACCAUAUUAAUUUUAAAGGUCAACAACCCUCUGCUGCAAAGAGGAGGAAGCUGGGAGAACCUGAACCCAGCUGUGUGUCCAUGAAGAGCGACAAGUCAAGGGAUAUUCCUCUUCUUUUCAAACAAUCUGUUGAUGGAAGGAUCCAGCAGCAGAGACCAGACUCUCCUGGACCCAGCUGUCUGUCUUUAAAGAGCGACGAGUCGAAGGACCUGUUCAUUGACUUUAAAGGUCGACGUCCAUCAGCUGAUCAGAUAGUGGACCAGGAGAGCUCAGAGGUUCCCAGUGGUCAGUCUGCCCAGCAGCAUCAAACACACCUGGACUCCAUAUUUAUGCUGCUGGAGGAGAACAUCGUCACUUUUGUGAAGAAGGAGCUGAAGAAGAUGCAGAAGGUUCUGAGUCCAGAUUACCCAGAAUGCUUAGAGAGUCAGAGGGAGGAUGAGGAGGUGUUGGACGGUGAGGAUGAAGAGCAGAGGAGGAGCAGCAGAGAGGCAGUUUCUGAAGAUCACACUGAACUUCCUGAGGAGAAUGAAGCAGGAGGAGCUGGCUGACUGUCUGCAGAGCAAAUCUCCUGCUAUGUGCCAGCACAACGUUAAAUCUAACCUGAAGAAGAAGUUCCAGUGUUUGUUUGAGGGGAUCUCUAAAGCAGGAAACCCAACCCUUCUGAAUCAGAUCUACACAGAGCUCUACAUCACAGAGGGAGGGACUGGAGAGG